GAGGAGGUGUAGUCAGUCUUCACAGUAGGAGUGAUUUAGAGUGAAUAGAAGAACGUUGAGAGGCCAUAAUGGAGUCAUCUCCGAUUGCUCCUCUCGCUCAUCUCUCUUUCUUCCCACCUAAACCUGAUAGAAGCAGAGCUUUUGCUUCUCCUACUCGGUCGUGGAAGCAAAGGACUACCCGAACCACUCGUCUUCAUUGUCAAAAGAUGUUCGUUCCUGGAUUUGGAGAAGCAUCACCCGAAGCCAAAGCUGCUACAAACCUUCAUAAUUUCUUUACUUAUAUAGCUGUUAAGAUCGUUCUGGCACAACUUGAGAGUUAUAACCAUGAAGCGUAUGAGGAGUUAAUGGAAUUCUUAGGAAGAACCCCAUUGAAUGAUGGCAACAAGUUCUGUGCAAAUUUGAUGCGAGAAUCACCAAGACAUAAAACUUUAGCUCUACGGAUUUUGGAGGUUCGAUCUGCUUACUGCAAAAAUGAUUUUGAGUGGGAAAACAUGAAGAGACUAGCUAUUAAGAUGGUAAAUGAAUCCAACACAAAACUCAUGAGGGAUUAUGUUUUAGAAACCAGUCAUGAGAGUGAAAAGUGAUAUGUUGUUGCCCUGCCUCCUCAUCUUUCUCCCUCUACCUAAUGGAUAUUCUCUAAUAUAUGAUGAGAAUCAAACCCAACAUGUCAAGAAUAGCAUUACUAUGGAUGAAUAGAUCUGACAACUAGUCCCUCAGGCAGCACUGGUUCUAUAGUUCAAGCACAGAAAGGUAAUACUUUCAGCUCUGCCAGAAAAAGUAGAGAGAAGACCUCAGUUGUUCAGCUAGAUACUGAAGAAAGUGAUGCCAGGACUGACAUUCCAAUGCUCGACAAAACUGAAAAUGGCAAUCUCUUGCUCUGCCUCUGGUGAAGCUUGGAAUUUCAAGUAGUGUCCUAAUGUAAUUAUAUAUUCUCAUCUUCUGUAUUUGGUUUCCCUCCAAAUUUUUUCUUAUGUAGUAAAUUGAAAUCUUAAUGGUACUUGAGCCACUUUGUGUAUUCAAGAGAGUAUGUCUUUU
Messenger RNA from Telopea speciosissima, 1035 nucleotides. RefSeq names its product chaperonin-like RBCX protein 1, chloroplastic. Gene Ontology annotation, biological process: ribulose bisphosphate carboxylase complex assembly. Gene Ontology annotation, molecular function: protein folding chaperone. The record is from RefSeq and is a predicted model, not a curated record. Lineage: Eukaryota; Viridiplantae; Streptophyta; Magnoliopsida; Proteales; Proteaceae. The transcript has 6 exons. Bases 69 to 584 code for a protein of 171 amino acids.